GGGGGAAAACAGAAGAAGAGGAUGGUGGGGGAAGGAGUCAUGGCUGAGUACGGGACCCUCCUCCAGGACCUGACAAACAACAUCACCCUUGAAGAUCUGGAACAGCUCAAGUCGGCCUGCAAGGAGGACAUCCCCAGUGAAAAGAGUGAGGAGAUCACUACUGGCAGUGCCUGGUUUAGCUUCCUGGAGAGCCACAACAAGCUGGACAAAGACAACCUCUCCUACAUUGAGCACAUCUUUGAGAUCUCCCGCCGUCCUGACCUACUCACUAUGGUGGUUGACUACAGAACCCGUGUGCUGAAGAUCUCUGAGGAGGAUGAGCUGGACACCAAGCUAACCCGUAUCCCCAGUGCCAAGAAGUACAAAGACAUUAUCCGGCAGCCCUCUGAGGAAGAGAUCAUCAAAUUGGCUCCCCCACCGAAGAAGGCCUGAGCAAGGGGGAGGAAGAGGAGGAAGGUUGGACCUUCAUCGGACCACUCCCUUCCCCCAUCCUCCAGGGGAGGGGGCAAGGGCAACCCCCCACCUACCCACUUACUAACCUGGUCCUAACCCCCUUUCUGUGCGCGUGUGUGUGCGUGUGCGCACGCUCUGGCUGUCUGUCUAUAUGUCUAGCUCAUCUAGUUCCUCCUUGUGAGGGGAUGGGGGUCAAGGGCUGGGGGAGGGAGCAUAGUUUCCCCACUCUAGAGGGAGGUGGAGGCUGUUUCUAUGCAAGUGGAAAUUGGCACAUUCCUGCUACUUCUCUAUGCUCCACGUUCCCCCCACAUCUUUAAAGUGUGGAAGCAGAAGGACCUGCAUUUUCCACACGAGGAGCUGAGGUGGGGGUGAGGUAGGGAAGAGGUGGAUGGAUCUGAGGAAGAGCAGAGAGAAGGGAGGGAAGAUGAAGAGGCUACCCAGCCCCCACCUGGAAGGGGCAGAGAAAAGUCAGAGUCAGUGUUUGUCCUGCCAUGCUGGACUGGCUCCAUGGUCCAGUUUCCUGCUGUUCCUUGGGUUGGAGGGCUGGGGUGCCAGCAGGUCCUUUUUUUGCUCCCCUCAUGGGCCCAGGAUAGAGGUAUGAGCCAGGCAUCUAAUGAGAGACCACUGGAUCCUUUCGUAGCCCCUAACACUAAACUCCAUGGAGCAGCCAUGCCCAUGCCCAUUUGUGCUCUGGAGAUUCUGCUGGGAACACGCCCCACUGAGCCUGAGAUGGGGAUGAGGGCAGAGGCAGGGGAGCCCCCCUUUCCACUUCUUUAUUCCUACUCAGACUGUUGCACAUACAGACUUUGAACCUAUGGAGGUUGGCGAAUGAGAUCCUUAGGUUUUAACCCCAAUCCUGACCCCACCUACAGGGUCCCAGCGUGGUUAUUGCAGGCAACCUUCCCUUUCUCCUUGGUCAAGAACACCUCAAGCCAGAAGGAAAUUAACUACAGUGUUUUCCUUUGCACUGAUCCCCACCCCAGUCCGGUCUAGGAGGGGACUUAGUAACCUUUCUCACUUGAUAUCCUGGCCCCUUGGGCUUGUGGACGCCUCCUAGCCAAAUCACUAGAGUACAGUGAGUGACCCCAGCCUCCUGCCUAUCCCAAGAUGCCACUCCCCACCCCGACCGUGCUAACUGUGUGUACAUAUAAUUCUACAUAUAUGUAUAUUAAACCCGCACUGCCAUGUCUGCCCUCUUUUGUGGUGUCUAGCAUUAACUUAUUGUCUAGGCCAGAGUGGGAGUGGGAAGGGAAUGCCACAGUGAAGGGAGUGGCAGAGUCAAAUUGCUACAUAGUCCACACAAAAAAGAAAGCUCUUUAAAAAAACAUUAAUUCGCAUGCAAUCUCAAAGACUAUUUAGAGAAAGCUGAAGCUAGGAGCUUUUAGGAUGUAGGAGCAAAACUUUGGUGGGAGGAGAGAGUUGGCUGUUGGGAGAAGGAAGAAGCCAGACUAGUUAGAGAGUACCCUUGACUCCUAGCCUAGCCCAGCCCAGCCUGCCCAUCCCCUCUGGCCACUGCUGCGGACACCUGCCUUAACACACACACCUCGAGGACUCCACGGUUUUGCCUUAAAGGACCUUCCCGAGUCUCCCCAGCCUUGUCUGGCUUCUCCCUUAAGAAGAGAGAUAGUUGUAGGAUUGGAAGGGGGGAAAUGAGCACGACCCGUCCUUUCAUUUGGGAUAUGUCAUAUGAGAGCGAGGAAGAGAACAUGGAGUCUUCCUUACGGAAGAAAUGGGAGAAGAGAGACAGGGUCAUCUUCAGCAGAGUCUACUAGUUUCUCUGUAAGGCAAAAUAAUCUAGAAAGACUAACCGGCCCACCCACCCCUUGUAGCUGUGAGAUGGUCUCUUUCCUGUGCUCCUCUGUCUGCAGUGUGCACGGCCUUGUCCUAACCCUGGAAUAAAGGUGAUUGACUGUACUGUA
Messenger RNA from Carlito syrichta (Philippine tarsier), 2372 nucleotides. It is a transcript of the gene PEA15, whose product is annotated as phosphoprotein enriched in astrocytes 15. Gene Ontology annotation, biological process: MAPK cascade; negative regulation of extrinsic apoptotic signaling pathway via death domain receptors. NCBI's taxonomy places the organism in Eukaryota, Metazoa, Chordata, Mammalia, Primates, Tarsiidae. Bases 22 to 432 code for a protein of 136 amino acids. Gene Ontology annotation, molecular function: protein binding. The record is from RefSeq and is a predicted model, not a curated record. The transcript has 4 exons.